AGAGCUCAGACUUUCCGACCUGAAUAUCACUGACGUCAUGAUUCGACCUUGUAUUUUCCGAGUUCAGUUGUUUUGAACCGGGCAUAAGCACAUGGAGUAAUGAGUACAUUGUGUUGUUUUUUACAUGCAAAAGUGAUUGCUUUUGAUAAAAACGCUUUAUCUGCCUUCCCACCGGAAACUAGUUUGAAAAUUCGAAUAUAUAUUUUAUGGAAGAUAUGGAUAUGUUUAUGUUUCUGGACGAUGCAUCAUGGUACCUUGUUGACAACAUUAUCUAUUGGCGCAGAUUACUGUUCGAGUUGAAACUGGCGCUUCUCCCUCACGGCUUUUGCCCGUUCGCGUCACGUGCCAUUGACCGGUGCAACGCGGCUCAGGAUAAUAGAACUCCCUCAAGAGUUAACACUUUGGCAUGUCAAUUCAUCAGUUAACUAACUACACUGUACAGUACGUUGUGCUGCUACCAUCUUUACCCUGUUGCGCAGGCAAAAUAGCGGGCGCCAGGCAAGGGACUCACCUGGUAAAGGACCCCAGGCGAGAAGAGAAUGGUUGCGUUCGGAAAGAUACUCCCAGUAGUUGCCAAGUUUUCACAGGUAUGAAUUUUCCUCACCACUGCAACACCGACUGGAUACUCGCCCGUGGACCCGAAUUGACCUAUGACCAACAGAAAAAUCUCACACUUCCAAUGAAUGAUGUCGGGGAAUAUGAGAGCUGUCGUAUGUUCACACCGGUGGACUUGGACUUGGAAACAAUUCAAGAGCAAGGAAUCAACAGCACCAUAUAUUGUACAGAUGGGUGGGUUUACGACACACCCCAAGGAAACCCUACUCUGGUGACAGAGUUUAACUUGGUGUGUGACAACAAAGGUGUGAGUGAGGCAUCACAGUCCAUCUACAUGACCGGCCUCCUAAUAGGGUCCCUGGUGUUUGGACCUAUGGCAGAUAGAUUUGGUCGUCGCAUCGCCAUCCUCGUUUCCCUGCUCUUCCAAUUGCUGUUUGGAGUGGCUGCUGCCUUCUCCCCCAACAUCUAUGUCUACAUUGGCCUUCGGUUCGUGGUCGGCAUGACAAUAUCAGGCAUUGCCAUGAACACAUUUGUGCUAGGGGCUGAGUGGACCAGUACAUCUAAGCGGGCCCUCUUCACCAUCCUCUCACAAUGUUUCUAUGCCGUGGGGCUGAUGUUGCUGCCAUGGAUCGCCUACGGGGUCCGCAACUGGAGGGCCCUGCAGCUGGUGCUCUCCAGCCCCGUCCUCCUACUGGCUGUCUACUUCUGGAUUCUCCCAGAGUCGGCCCGUUGGCUACUAACUCAAGGCAGACAUAAUGAGGCCACGCAGGAGCUCCAGAGGGCAGCUGCGGUCAACAGGAGAGAGGUCCCCCAGUCAUUACUCGACAUGCUGGAGGCUGAGAACACAUCUACAACGGGCAGUAUGAUGGACCUCUUCAAGACACCCAACCUGAGGAAACGUGCUCUCACCAUGAGCUACAUCUGGUUUGUGACCAGCCUGGUCUACUUCUGCGUGAGUCUUAACGUGGGCCAUUUUGGCCUAGACAUCUACCUGACCCAGUUCAUCUUUGGCCUGGCAGAGAUUCUUUCUCGCCUGGGCUGCUACACCCUCCUGGAGCGCCUGGGCAGGAGGCCCUGUCAGGCAGGCACUCUCUUCUUUGGUGGAGCAGCGUGUCUCCUAAUUCUUGCUAUUCCUGAAGACCUACCAGUAUUGGUGACAGUCAUUGCAGUGACUGGAAAGUUUGCUAUAGCAGCCUCCUUCACUAUUGUCUAUGUAUAUACUGCUGAGCUCUAUCCCACCGUUGUAAGACAGAAUGGUGUGGGUCUGAACUCCAUGUGUGCCCGUGGGGCGGGCAUCCUGGCCCCUCUGAUGCAUCUGCUAGAGGUGUACCACCAGGCCCUGCCCAUGCUCAUCUGUGGCCUCCUGCCCAUCAUCGGUGGGGGGCUGUGCUUUCUACUGCCAGAGACCCUCAACACUGAGCUCCAAGACUACAUAGACCCACUGGUGGAGAAGACAAUAACAUCAGAGAGCGGGACUAUUGAAAAUGGACUCGAUGAGGAGGAGAAACCAACUGAAUUGAGAAGCUCAAAAUUCUGAUCACUGUCUGGUCCAUACUCUCUGGAGGUGUGAGUUAGUUAUUACUCUAAAAUAUCUCUUAUUUUUUGUAAAUGAUACCACCCUUUUGGGACUAAUUAUUUGUUUAAAUGAAUGGAUAAUACAAAAUGAUUGAUGUUGUGUAUAAAAUAAAAUGGACCCAUCACAAUAUUAAUCUUGGUGAUCGGGGUGCCAUAUGGGGGAGGGGGGGGAUGAUUUUAAGGGCCUGUGACUGCGGGGCCCUAAGAAAUUAUUAGAACAUUAGGUAUAGUUUUUUCAAUAUUAAAUUAUUAACCUAUUAUCAUGAAUAUAAUAUUUCCUUUACAAUGUACUAAUAAAACGUACGUUUUUUUUUUUUUCUUGUUUUUGGCGAAAAGUAAACAUCCAGAAUGUUUUAGCCAACAUAUAAUCAAUGCAGGCAAACUUUUAGCAAGCUAUUCAUACUAAAUCACUUGCCCCUUCCUGGUGCCAGGCCCAACAGAAGCAGCUUCAGGCUCAGCAGCCCUGUCUCCCCAUCCCCAUUCCCCUGAAUCAGCCCUGUCUCCCCAUCCCCAUAUCCCUGAAUCAGCCCUGUCUCCCCAUCCCCAUUCCCUGAAUCAGCCCUGUCUCCCCAUCCCCAUAUCCCUGAAUCAGCCCUGUCUCCCCAUAUCCCUGAAUCAGCCCUGUCUCCCCAUACCCCUGAAUCAGCCCUGUCUCCCCAUCCCCAUUCCCCUGAAUCAGCCCUACUCCCAACUGGAGGAGGUGGGCAGCAUUGUGUUGAAUGACAUGUCAGUUGGCAUAAUUGCAGGUACUGCAAUGCAUUGAGGACAGGAAAAAUCUCAGUUGACACAGAGGCAGCCAAUAUCAGAGCCUUAAAGGAAGAGAUGCAGGCUCUUAGAGAUGGAUGGGAGUCUCUCCUGUCUGAGGCAACACUGAUAGCUACGCAAAUGGAUGUUGCACCUCAAUUUAGCAAGGAACACCGCCGCCAGAGGAAAAGGAAGAGAUUCCAUGAUGAGACCUCUCAAGAGGAGACAGCUCAGGACAGUGCAGCAACGGUGUUUUGGAACACAGUGUUUUUGACUGCUAUGGACAACAUCAUAAGUGACUUGGACACUAGGUUCCACACCACUGCAAAACUUGUAGAAGAAUUUUCUGCUGUUCUGAAAGUUGGGCAAAUUAGUGAGGAUAAAGUCCCUUCUGUGUGCCAACCACUGAUCAUGAAGUACUCCAGAGAUCUUACACCUGAGUUUCAAAAUGAAAUAAGACACCUGAACACUGCAUAUGCUGCCACUUUCCCCCCCUAACUUGUCCCCUCUUGGUCUCCUGAAUGCAAUUUGUAAGAUGCAGCUGCAAAGCAUUUUUGGAGAAGUGUGCAUUGCUUUACGUAUAUUUUGCACACUGCCUGUGACUGUUGCUGGUGGCGAGAGAGCUUUCAGUAAGAUAAAACUGAUCAACUAUUUGAGGUCCACUAUGUCCCAGGACAGGCUUUGCAGUCUUGCCAUGCUGUCCAUUGAAAGUCAGUUAGCUAGAAAGCUGGACUUCAAGACUUGAUCAGUGACUUUGCUAGCAAGAAGGCCCGGUGCUGGGCUCUUGGUGAGUAAGGCUGAGCAAGGGCCAGUGAUAACUGUUAAAUGGCAUGGCUAUGGAUAUUGGAUCACUACACACGAUGCCCACAGGCUGAGAACAAGACUGAGAACAGGAUGUAUCUCAAAGUAAUGGCUGGAUUGCCAUAAUUUGUUGUGCACAAUCAAGACCCCAAGUGAAAGAAACCUAUUGUUUUGGUGACCACUUGACCUUUCCUCUAGCGCCACCAUCAGGCCUUUUCAUUUCCAUUUUAUUUUCCAUUUUGUGUUUCCACUUAGCUGCUUAUUUUCUAGUUGGUAUGUAUACUUAGUUCAAAAAUCUGCUGCUGAUUUGAUUCUUUUGUUUGUUAUAUCAUUCUAUAGAUGAUAAUGUUAAUUUAUUUUAAUUGAAGAGGUUAAUGUAUAUUUAAGUUAUUUAUUUUAAGUUGUUCAUUCAUGUUAAGAGAAUUUUCCAUUCAAGAAUUGUACCAUUAAAAUGUCAUUUAGACUGUAAAAGAUGACUUUUUAGCACAUUUCAUAUAGAGGGUAUCAGUCCUGGAUCAAAUAGUGAAUUCCACUGUAUGCAGAAUGUUGCAUGCAUGUCUGCACAGUGUUAUAUUUUCACAGCUCACUGUCAGUAUAUAUCGUACAGUAAAUAUUGGACUACAAGAGAGUUGCAAGCCUGCAAAGGUAGAGUUAUUUAAAGCUUUGAAUGGCUCGAUUGGGUUCUGGUGUGUGGUUACAGCAAUUGCGCAGGGUUGGUGUGGUGGUGGGGCCCAAUGUGAUAUCUUUUCAUGGGGCCCAAAAUCCCUGGCGGUGCCCCUGUUGGUGAUACCUCUCAUGAACAGCAGAUGGUGCCAAGUAACUUUUCAAUGGGAGAAAUGGUACAGACAUUACAGUGCCUCUGGAAACUGCCCCCAAAUUUCUUAGAUAAAUGUUAGUGGGACUGCAGAUAAAUUAAAAAGUCUCAAAAGCACAAUAGUAUACUAUUGAUAUAAACUCAGCAAAAAAAGAAACGUCCUCUCACUGUCAAUUGCGUUUAUUUUCAGCAAACUUAACAUGUGUAAAUAUUUGUAUGAACAUAACAAGAUUCAACAACUGAGACAUAAA
Messenger RNA from Salmo salar (Atlantic salmon), 4740 nucleotides. Its product is annotated as solute carrier family 22 member 13. Lineage: Eukaryota; Metazoa; Chordata; Actinopteri; Salmoniformes; Salmonidae. The record is from RefSeq and is a predicted model, not a curated record. Gene Ontology annotation, cellular component: membrane. Gene Ontology annotation, molecular function: transmembrane transporter activity. Gene Ontology annotation, biological process: transmembrane transport.